Messenger RNA from Thrips palmi, 1527 nucleotides. Its product is annotated as DNA (cytosine-5)-methyltransferase 3A-like. NCBI's taxonomy places the organism in Eukaryota, Metazoa, Arthropoda, Insecta, Thysanoptera, Thripidae. Gene Ontology annotation, molecular function: methyltransferase activity. Gene Ontology annotation, cellular component: nucleus. The coding region runs from base 250 to 1302 and encodes 350 amino acids. The transcript has 6 exons. The record is from RefSeq and is a predicted model, not a curated record.
AAUUUCGCAUUCGGGUACGGAUUGCUCCUUGUUGAUGUCGUAUUUUGCUUGCUUGCUUGCAGUGCACUCACUCCCUUCGAACGUGUUGGGAUCUGGGUUAUUUGUAUUGCAGACCCUUUUUCGCACACUGUUCUGAAGGGGAGUAGUUGAUUAACGAGUUGCGCCAGGUGAGCUGUCUCGAAUCAUCCGGAAGAUAUUUGAGGGAGUGACUGCACAACAAGCAUUGCCCUGCGAACAUAACCUCUGAGAAUGCCAAGAAAAGCUCGUAAAUACAAGAAGCGCAAGCGAGGAUACAGAAGAAGAUUGUGUGCUCCUAAAAAAGGAUGUCCUCGCUACUCUGGAACGAAGCAACUGUUUGCAAGCUGUCGUCCUGAUGUGGCAGGAGAUGAUGACUUCCGUGGAUUUGACGUUGCACCACUUCCACCAAAGCCUGCUAAUGAGGGAAUAUGUAUGCUUUCUCUCUUUGAUGGUAUUGGAACAUCAAUAUUAGCUUUAGACUCGAUUGGCAUACCUGUUAGGAAGUACUAUUCGAGUGAGGUUGACGAAAAGGCCAAUAUGGUUUUGAAGUUUAAUCACAGCAGCAGAAUAACCAUGAUUGGUUGUGUUACGACAAUUAGUAAUGACACUCUGGAAUCUCUUGAUAACAUAAAUUUGUUAUUGGGUGGCAGUCCUUGCCAACAAAUUAGCAGGGCUAAUCCGUUGAAGAAAGGUUCGCAAGCUCCUGGGUCAUCAGCAAGCCUUUUCUAUGAAUAUGUGCGUAUCAGAGACCACUUAGCAAAGUUAGCUGAAGAUAGGAAAGAAAAUUUUUUUUGGCUAUUUGAGAAUACAUUUUGUACGGAUCACGUAACAUUGGUUGAGAUGACAAGGUGCCUGGGGACCCAUCCAGCAAUGCGAUGCGCGUCAGAAUACGGGAGUGCAAUGAAGAGGAAAAUGUAUUGGUGGGGUAAUAUCCCACACUUACAUGACUUGCCCAAGAGCCAAGUGGAAUAUCCCAAUUUACAGGAUUUCUUGAUGCCUUACCGCUCUGCAGGAGUGCCUCUUCUGCCCACAUUGACAUCAACUUUUCACUCUCAGCUCUGUGGCAAAGAGAAAUCAUUGCCUGUCAUAGAGGGCACCCAGAGAGCACCUCUAUUGUUGACAGAGAUGGAAGAGCUAUUUGGUGUGGGCCGCCACUAUACUGACGUAGGCAUUUCACAAUCAGAUCGAUGGCGACUUUUAGGAAAUGCUUGGGCUGUUCCUGUCGUAGUUGACAUUCUGAAGCACCUCAAGGCCGAGUUCUGCAAAGCUGCAAGUGUGGAUUGAAUUUGUAUAUUGUGUUUUGUACUCUCUGUAUCAGUUAGUUCCAUACUGCACUUAAAAAAUUUAAAUAUGAAAUUAUAAAGUGUUAUUGUACUUAAUUGUAUUCAUAAUCUUCCAUUCUUUUAAACAUUGUCAGGAUACAUUGAUGGACUACAUAAAGUUAAAAACAUGUAUUUUUUUCUUUUUGUCUUCAACAUGAACGCAGAAUAGAGGAUCUUACAAAUAAUA